GACCGUUGACUAAGUCUAAUAUGUGCAUUUUGAGCAUCAGAUCAUAUGGGACACGUUCAAUUGCAAGACCUAAAAUAAUCUGCAAUAUGAACAUAGCAGCUGGACAAUCCGAUGAACCUCUAAAAUUUAACUUGGAGAACAUAAUAGACCGGGCAAGGAAAUUGUGGGACAGCGCUCCUGCACCUGUCAAGAGUUUCCCUUGGAAUAGAGCAGCGGACAAUUUCGUUCAACUUAUUCUUGACAUUGUUUUGACAGUCACCAAAUACUUGUAUGUACCAGUACUUAUAGUUACCUCAAUCAGUGAGUUGUCUUAUUGUGCACAUGAAAGGAAGCUUUAUAUCACGCUGCUUCCAUUUCUUGUUGGUGUUGGUGUUGCUGGCAUAUUAAAGUCAGCAGCUGCGGAGUCCUCUCCAUCUCCCAAGAAUGCAGAAGUUCCCUGGCAUUUGAUUGCCAUUGGCCUUUUCUUCACUCUGCUAAAGUUGCCGGGACCAUAUUAUCCAUAUUGGGGUCGAAUUUUUAUUCCACAUUUUGCAAAUGGUGCAUUGUUCAGAACUCUGUGGUUUGCUUUCCUCUGGUACAGAAGGCCUAGGAAGUCACUAGAAAAGACCCUGCCUGAUUCAGUAGUUCUUGAUCCUGAACAGAAGGAGCUAUAACUUUUUCGGCGACAAAGUAUUUGAACUGGGGCAAAUCACUAUUUUUGGCAAAUUGUACCACAGCAGAUCCAGUCAAUUGGUCUGUCUAUUGGAUCGACCAAGUUUGAAGAUCUUGGAUUUUCACUUUUAGAGGGGCUUUGGUUUUUUGUUCUAGAGAAGAAAGCUUCUUUCCAAUCAGAAAAUAGGUAUAUCAGUCAAAAGUUUUCAUUGUAAAACAUUCAGUCAAUGUAAUGCUCAAUCUUGUAAGGAAGUGUCUCCCUUCUACUCUUUUUAAUUGUAUUUUCUUAUCAUUAUAAUUGGAUUCUUAUCAGGUUACUUACUGUUAACCAGGUCAA
Molecule: messenger RNA, 988 nt
Organism: Nicotiana tabacum (common tobacco)
Lineage: Eukaryota; Viridiplantae; Streptophyta; Magnoliopsida; Solanales; Solanaceae
Source: RefSeq, a predicted model, not a curated record